AUAUGAGAGUAGGUUCGCUCUUCACGUUGAUAGACCAGAAGCCGGGAGGUCGUUUUUUCUCGCACUAAAGCGGUAGAGUUUGGACCAUGAGCCGCUCUGAAGAGAGAUGAUAAACCAACGGGCCUCCACACGUCUUUCCCAGUAUGACUAAGUUGAAGCAGAAAGCAGAGGGCCAGAGCGACGGCGGAGAGGACAGCCCGGACGGAGGAUGGGGCUGGGUGCUGGUGGUUGCCAUGUUCGUCAGCAUGAGCCUGGUGUUCGGCCUGAUGCGCAGCUUGGGGAUCUUCUUCAUGGAGUUCGUUCAGUACUUUGAGGAGAGCGCUCAGGCCAUCUCCUGGAUCUCAUCCAUUGGUCUGGCAGCGCAGCAGUUCUUCAGUCCACUGGGUGCAGCGCUGUGUAAUGCGUUCAACGCCAGGGUGGUGGUGAUGACUGGAGGCUUAUUGGCCGGACUCGGCCUCAUACUGGCUUCUCAGGCCACCUGCCUUGUUCACCUUUACCUCACUAUGGGUCUGAUUUCAGGUUUGGGGUGGGGGUUGAUCUUCACUCCCAUGAUAGCUACAGUCAUCGCUAACUUCACCCACCGGCGGACCCUGGCUAUAGGACUGGGCUUUUCCAGCAUUGGCCUCUCUUCUUUUGCUUUUAACCCCCUGUUCCAACUGCUGGUGGAGACGUACGCCUGGAGAGGAGCGCUUCUCAUUUUGGGUGGAAUGAGCCUCAACAUCGUCCCCUGUGGAGCUCUGAUUCGCCCCCAGCCCCGCCCCAAAGCUCCACAAAAGGACUCAAAGAGUAAGCUGUCUUGUGCGGAUGUUCUGCGUCGGUUCUCCUCUUACCUGGAGCUGUCUCUGCUCCUAGAGAGGCCUUACAUCACCUACACCUUAGCCAUCAGUCUUUUCAACGUUGGCUAUUUUGUUCCGUAUUUCCACCUGGUGGCCCACAGCCGCCAGGCCGGCUUCUCCCAGUACCAGGCGGCUUUUGUGGUGUCCGCCGCAGGAGCCACGGACAUUUGCGGCCGAGUGGUGUCGGGGUGGUUCUCCGACCUGGGCCACUUCCGGCUCAUCCACUUGCUGAGCUGGUGGACGCUGCUGGUGGGACUGUUCAUCAUGCUGCUGCCCGUGAGUUCCCUGACGGGGUCCUACGCCGCUCUGGUGGUGAUCAGCCUCCUGUACGGGUUUUGCUCGGGGGCUUUGACCUCUCUGGUAUUCGCGGUGGUGCCGAAGAUCGUCGGUGUGCAGAGGACGAUGGGCGCCCUCGGGCUGCUGCAGCUCAUCGAGAGCAGUGCAGGACUGCUGGGAACCCCUCUGUCAGGCUUCCUCAAAGACAUCACUGGAAACUACGUCGCCUCCUUCUUGGUUGCCGGCUCCUUCCUGCUCCUCGGUUCCCUCACCCUCGCCACCCUGCCUAACUUCUUCUCCUGCACGGAUCCGCCACCUCCCGUCGCCGACAAGAGCGAGGUUUUGCAUGCAGAGCUGGAGCAGAUGAGCAGUUUGUCUCCAGACGUUAACGAUCAGACAGACGAACCAGAAAGGUAAAAAAUACUCCAGUUAGAGGACGGAUCCUUCCUGAAGACGUGGAGGAGGAUAGUCAUGGAAGUGAAGACGAGGGUCAAAACAUUUCUGAUGUCAGGUUUGCACUUUCAGCUACUUGAGCUGAAAUAACUAACUUUACCUCUUUAUGUCAUGGAAGUGAAUGUAAACUGAUGCCAAUUACCUCUGUAUGAGUCACCCCGAUACUUAAGAUUAUGAUUUUUUUCAGCUUUAACUUGAUUUCAAAUCCUGCACAUUAUAAUUUAAUAUCUUAUCUGGAUAUGAAGACAUUACCUUAUUAUUAAGGUACAUUUCCUGUAGGUUUUUGUAGACCUAAACUUUUUAUGACAAAGUCCUUCCUGGAUGCAGAUUUCUUUUCUGCUCCUGUGUGUUAACACAGAUUUGAAAACCAGCAGAUAAACUUUGACAGUGUUGCCUUUGCUUUCUAUCUCUUCCGCCUAUUUGCACCCUGAACUUUAGUAAACCAUAAACUCAGACUCCACUUUCAAACAGAGAGACUUCUGGCUUUCUGGACACUGACUGAAGGUUUUGUAGCGGCAAAAUACUGGGUCACGGUGAACUGCUGGUUACAGACACUCUCACCCAGAGUUGCUCCAGUUAAUACUUAACUGUUGCUAAGCAAAUACCAAGAGGAAAAACUUUUUUUGUUUUUGUUUUCAUAACGCUAAAAUGUUACUUUUUUGUACCGCUCAACCAAACUGUGCUGUUUUAACCCCUACUUUACCCCCCUUUUUUUUUUUUUUUACCAAAAAAUGUAUAAAAACCAGAGAUGCAGCAAAUAACUCUGGCGCCCUCUGCUGGACAUUUUAGGCAAUUAAAAGAAUAAUUUAAACCCUGGAGAACCAAUGAGGUCAAAUUUGACCGCUUUUUUUGUUUUGUUUUUUGUUUGCAUUCUUUUUAAUCUUUGUAUUGGUUUUUUUGUCUGCUGUAAUUGGUUCUACCUAAAAUGAACAAACAAAAAACUAACAUAUACAUUUUGAAGGAUCUUAAAAAUCUUUUUAAAGAUCUUCAAAGUCUCAAAUUCACACACACACAACAAUUAAAAUGUUUCCAUUGUGGUUUAUUUUUCAUAGCACAGAUUUUAAGUAUCUUUAUAAAUGUGAACAGAAACACUGUCUGGAAUGUAGAAAUUUGCAAACAAUUCACAGAGAAAGAAUAAAUUUAAAUUUUUCACAA
Oryzias melastigma (Indian medaka) is the source of this 2720-nucleotide messenger RNA. RefSeq names its product solute carrier family 16 member 13 (gene slc16a13). Gene Ontology annotation, molecular function: monocarboxylic acid transmembrane transporter activity. The record is from RefSeq and is a predicted model, not a curated record. Bases 144 to 1529 code for a protein of 461 amino acids. The transcript has 6 exons. Gene Ontology annotation, biological process: transmembrane transport; monocarboxylic acid transport. NCBI's taxonomy places the organism in Eukaryota, Metazoa, Chordata, Actinopteri, Beloniformes, Adrianichthyidae.